Colletotrichum phormii is the source of this 853-nucleotide messenger RNA. RefSeq lists its product as uncharacterized. NCBI's taxonomy places the organism in Eukaryota, Fungi, Ascomycota, Sordariomycetes, Glomerellales, Glomerellaceae. Bases 343 to 801 code for a protein of 152 amino acids. The transcript has a single exon. The record is from RefSeq and is a predicted model, not a curated record.
CUGUCUCCUCAAUUCGAUGCAGUUCCCUGCUCUACCCCCAUCUGUCCCCAACGCCCCAUCCACAAUGGCCGCUAUGCCAUCCCGAAUCUCGUCUGUCGCUUGUCCUUUUCCCUCAUGUUCGUCCGCUUCCCUGUCAAUUUCAUGCCCUGCUGGGCCAUGGCCUGCUCUCCUCUUCCGCCCCGUCGGUCGCUUGUCGCCGUAUUAGCGACACCCGCGUCUCGUCAACAUAUCGCGCAUCACGAUAGACCUCCCAAGUCGAGUUAGCCGGUCCCUCGCUACUCCAUACGGUGUACGAAUUCCCCAAGCAUUGCCCAGCAGCCUGGAUUGCCCCCUCCCUCUUGAAUGUUAACCAAUUCAUCAUCAUGUCCGAUUUCCCGCGUCAAUCCGUUCCGAAUCUCUACCCAGACGCAGCAGGCCACGAAUCUUCAGCCGGGACUGAGACAGGCCCAAGUCCUGGUCCAUGUCGAUAAGCCCCAGACAAUGCCCCUCCCCCUCCCCAGAAUCUCCUCACCUACGGAUACGGAUACACGCUCAUACGCUUCACCCGCGUCUUCCCAACCAAGUCGGAUUCCAGCUCGCCCAGCCAGGCAGAGGGCUCAACUCUCAAGUCUCAAGACCUUUCCCGCCGCCCCCCUGAAUUGCCGCUCGAUCCCAACGGCUGUCACCCGAUUCUCCCUUGCUUCCAGCCAAUGUAGCCCAACCUUCAAGUUUCACAGCGUGUGCAGAUCUGUUAAAUCACUCACCUUCACUGCUACAAGAUUCCCCAUACCUUUCCUUCCAAGCUCUAUUCUCUAUCCGUAGACCGGGUCUGGAUGCCUCGUCGUCGACCUGUUUAGGCCGUUCAAUUUAUCCU